CUUGGGAAAACAGUAAACAGUUUCGAACAACAUGGAAUUCUAAAAAGUUGUACAACUUAUAAAUGAAAGCAAAAAUCAGAUAAUUAAACUAAGAAAAAAUACAGCCACAUGCAUCUUGCGAUUAAAUUGCUUCUCGCUGACAGGGAAGUAAAAUUGGACGCGUGGGGAUUAUUUUGGCGUUGCGGCGGCGGAGGAGGACGGCAGCGAGAGGAGUGGCAAGGCGUCCAAGAUGGCGGCGCCCUGUGGAGUGCAGCUAUUCUAAUGGGUAAACAGCAGUGAUGCCUGGCCCUGGGACCUCGCCCCAGCCAGACAGGACACUGUGAGACCCCAUCCCCACCCCCUUUCCUGUGACGACACAGGCCUUUCCUCCCACCCCUGGGAGCCAUGGCUCGGGAACAGUCCAGUAUUGGGGAACUCCUUCCUCUCCUGGAUUCCUCAGAUUUGCACCAACUGGAUGAGGUCAAGGGCUUAAUUAAUGAGCAGCUCAGCACAGAGCGUGGUUCUGCUCUACUGAACAGCCUGGUGGACUAUUACCUGGAGACCAGCUCCUCCCAGGCUCUGAGUAUCCUGUCUUCAGUGAGGGAGCCCCAUGACAAGCACCUCCUGGACAAGAUGAGCGAGUGUAUGACCAAGCAGUCCUGUCGGCUGCACACGCUCACCCUGCUGGGCCAUGUUGUCCGUAGACAGCCCCCCUGGAUCCACAAGAUCUCCAGAUUCUCCCUUCUGCCCUCGCUGCUCAAAUGCCUCAAGACAGACUCCGAUGUGGUCAUGCUCAUAACUGGAGUCCUGGUCUUGGUCACCUUGCUGCCCGUAAUACCACAGGUCAGCAAACAGCACCUUCAUGAAUUCUUCGACAUCUUUGGACGGCUGGCAGCCUGGAACCCUAAAAAUGCAGGACAUGUGCCAGAAGUGUUCCUGAUCCACCUCCAUGCCAGCGUGUAUUCUCUUUUUCACCGGCUCUAUGGCAUGUACCCAUGCAACUUUGUCUCCUACCUGCGCUCUCAUUACAGCACAAAGGAGAACAUGGACACAUUUGAGGAAGUAGUUAAGCCAAUGCUACAACAUGUUCGGAUUCACCCUGAAUUGGUGUCUGGGACCAAGGACCAUGAGUUAGACCCCACUAGAUGGAAGAGGUAUGAGAUCCAUGACAUUGUCAUUGAAUGUGCCAAAGUGUCUCUGGACCCCAAGGAGGCAUCCUGCGAGGAGGAUUACUCCACUGUGCCAGAGCAUUUUUUGUCCCAUCUGCAACUCCGCCCCCUAGAAUGCACUGCAAGCUCCUUUACUGACCUGCACAGCAGCUACGGGAGCUGCUCUUCAACCCCCUUCUUAACUCCCCGCCAACCUUUCCCGUUACCUCUAACCAGCUCGCAGCCCACCUACCGUAGCCCUCAGAGCACCCUUUGGCAGACUCGGAAUCAGAAUGGUGAAGUGGGCUCUUCCUGUGUAGUGAAGGACAUCAUCUGGAGCCCCUCCUCUGUCUGCAGCAUGACCACACCCCCUUCCUCACGCGGCAUAUCCCCUGUCUCUGAGCUUUCUCAUAGUGCCCCUCACUUUCUGAGUCGUGUCCACACUUCGUUGGCAGGUGGGAAACGCACCCCAUCCUCCAGCACCCCUGGUACAUCUUCCUCCACUCCAACUUUUUCUGAAGAUUAUGUACACAUUUCUCUGCCCACCAGCACAUCAACCCCUCCGUGCAAGGAUACCCGGCCCACAGAACAUGUCAAGCCCAGCAUGGUACGACAGGAGCCAGUCAGUGAGCUGGAAAGGAACAAAGCUGAGCUGUCCCAUGCUGGAGAUAGUGAGAGUUCAAAGGCUAUGACCCUGCCAGAGUUGUCCAUUUUCAUCAGGAAACAGGAACUGGAGCAGCAUGAGCACACAGAGAAGGAACAGGAAGAGGAUGCCAUCAGGGAGGAGUUGCGAAAGAUAGCAGAGGAGCAGCAGGAUCUCUCAGCUCUCUGUGGGUUUCACUCUCCAUUUUGCCAUGCCACUGAGACACUGACCGAGAAGCAGGAAAAGGUGCUCGUUGGCUCAACUCCAAACCUCCACAGUGAGCCAUAUCAGGCUGUGUCUACGCCAGACCAGACUGCCAGGCCAGUUCUGGGCACUAGUGCAAGGACCCUGGAGCAGCAGAUGUUCACCCCCAUUGACCACACCCCCUCAAGACAUAUCCGUCUCAGCCCGUUAGUCCCAGAUGAAGAGAUUUCUGGCCUGGCCAAGCAUGGUUUUUGCCCCCUCAGCACCUGCAGGGAGGCAGCCCCAGCCUAUGAGGAUCUCUUUGGCCCGGCACUUCCGAGGGCAGCAUCUCUGUUUGUGGCAAAGAAGACUUCUGAAGCAAGGUGGGCAGCUUCUACAGAGAUGGAAGAGAAGGAGAGUGAAGGUGUGGCUGCUGCAUCCCCACUAGAGGUGCUUGAUCGCCUUAUUCAGCAGGGCAGUGAUGCUCACGACAAGGUGCUGAGGAGAUUACCUUUGCCUAGCAAGUCAGCUGACUGGACGCACUUUGGAGGUAAACAACAGAAUAUUAAAACAAAAGCAGGCUCCACUCCUCCUGAUGAGCUGCACACCCUGCGUAGUCAGCUACUCCUGCUGCACAACCAGGUGCUAUAUGAGCGCUACAAGAGAGAGCAGCAUGCCAUCCGCAACCGUAGGCUGCUGAGGCGGAUCAUCAAUGCCACAGCACUGGAGGAGCAGAAUAACGCAAUGAAGGACCAACUGAAGCUGCAGGAUAUUGAAAUCCAGUCCCUUCAAGUGAGCUUGCAGGAGGAGCAGCAGUGCUACAGGCAGCUGUGGGAAGACAGGGAGUCUGCAGUGAUGCAACUGCGCAGCCAGAUCCUCCAGCUGCAGCAGGGCCGUGAUGAGUACUAUACCAAGUAUCAAGAGCUGCAGAGCAAACUGCUGGAGUCUCAGAAGAGGAUGGGUGAGUUGGAGGCCAAGCUCCAGAAGGCCAAUAACAAGAUUUGCAACACAGGGCACCAGCUGAGCCAGUUGUCCAUCAAGCUGACCAACAGCGAGACCCUCCAGCAGCAGAUGGGCUUCCUGAACAAACAGCUGGUGCUGCUGAGUGAAGUCAACAAGUUAUGUGUGGAAGAGCUGCAACACGUGGACCCUGUAAGCAGCAAGGAGGUGGACAUGCUCCAGGUGUCUGCAGAAAAGGAACUGGAGAAGUUGCGGCAGAGCCUGACACAGCAGAGCCAGAGGUUGGAUGCAGCACAUCAGCGCAUUGGGGAGCUAGAGGCACAGCUUAUCAAGAAGGAGCACCUAAUUGCAGAACAGAAGCUGUUCCUUGAAGACGUCAAGAGUCAGGCCAAGGAGCAGCUGCAAGCCUCAGAGAGUAGGUACCAGGCCCAAAAGCAAGUCUCCCAGAUGCUACAGGCAGAGCUACUCCAGCUCUACAGCAAGCUGGAGCUUGAAAAUCCUGUUGGUGGAAGUUUACCAACAGGUGGCACUCCUGAGUCAUGCAAGCUCACUGACUCUAGGCCAGACAGUGACUGCAGUCUAUUGCAAAGAGGACAAGUGAUAGAAGGCACCCAAGGUACAACAGGUGCUUCAUCUGUGCCUCCAACAGACACUGGUUGCACUUUACCCACUGGGAGACUCCAGACCAGAACAGCAGCAAACAUCAGUGAUUGCCCACAGUCACCUGCAGCCCCACUGGAGUCAUCCCCAUCCCACCUGCCAUUUCUCAUGUCACGGCCCUCUGGCACCCCUCUGGCUGUGGGCUCUUACCCCAGUGCCAAAAGCUUCCUGGGAUUGCACUCCAGGGAGCUGUUUCGCAACAAGAGCGAGAGUCAUUGCGAAGAGGGAUUUCAACCCUUGGCGGGGCUUUCCCAAGGCCUGAAGACUAAGUGUGUGGAACCCACAGAGGACAUCCCCAUGACUUGUUCCCUUCCAGGUAUCAUCCCUGCACAGGCCACAGUGGCCAACCAGAUCCAGCCGGAUGCAGAGCAAAGUGCCAUAAGCGAGUGGGAUUCAGGGUCCGAGCCUGGCAGUGCCAGGCAGAGACAGGAACGGCUGAAAAUCAUGGACUACAAUGAUCUCCAUUAGUAUGGAGAUGCAGGUAGUGAAGAGGGCUGCAAGCCAAGAAGGAAGUAGUGAACUCAUUUUCUCAUUCCGUGAGUGGGCAGCAGGACUUCAGUUGAGUGUGUGCGCGUGCGCGCUCUAGGAAAGCAAAACAAAACGGUUUCUCAGAAAAACUGAAACAUGCAGAGCAGAUGUCCCCUACAUGUUCUGUUUAGGUAUUUAAAGAUGUCUCAUACAAUGGUUCACUGUGUUGCAAAAGGGCUGCAGUCAUAAGGCAGACACAAAAGGUUGAACUCUUCGCACUGCGUGAUAGGCAUAUGAUAUCUCGCACUAAGUUUCAUCUACAAGUUCAUUUUUCUUUUGUCUUCCCUUCCCCCACUGGUGGAAAUUCUCAACUGGGACACCUAAAGGUGAAAAAUGUGUUGAUCUGAAUUUAAUAUAAUGUAACAAAUAUAUUUAAGCCCCAACGUAGUUUUAAGAUGUGAGUAAUGCAUCUGGUUGUAUGGUCUGUUCAAGUUCUAAUAAAUCCAAGCUCCAGACUGAGGUGCUCAUCACAUAUAUUUUAAACCUUUUUUUGCACCCUCAACUUUUUUUAGGAUCCUUUUUUUUUCUCCUUCCUGGUGCUUAAUACAAUCUUUCUGCAGGGAUUCAAAGAAUAAGCCACAAGUGCAAUGUAUUUCACAUGAGUUUUGUAAGAUGAAAAUGGUCACAGAUUGGAUAUGGGUGAUUUUUAAAAAUUAAAUGACUGAAGGAUAAAGAUUUAGCUUUCCUUUUGCUGCAUGUUGAAGAACCCAUUGCGGUGUUUAACAAAAUUUUUGAACCAUUUGAUUCAGUUGGUCAUUCCGCCCCCAAAAGCUUAACAGUGCCUCAUAUUUUAACAUUGCAUAUCUGAAGGCCUGAUGAAGUUCUUCCGCUUUGGUCUUAAAUUUGACAGUGUGUGGUCAUGAUAUGCUAAGAAAUGUGUGAAGAAUAGAGUAGCAUGUGUUGGCCUGGGAUAAUUUCUUAUGGGCAAACCACAAAAGUGAAAAUUAAGACUACAUAUUUUGAAACUUAGUGUAACGGUCUCUUUUUACCAAAAUCUUAUUUCAGUAUAGGGCAUGCUAUAAGAUUUCUUAGAAGCAAUGUCUGAAUUGUUUACACAGUGGUCUGAAAGUAUUUGAAAUGAUCAAUAAUGAAUGCACUACACUGUGGAAGUACGUAUUCCUAGUAGCUAGGUUAAAUUAAGAUUUCUACAGCCUAUAAUUAGUCUGUUUUGAUGCAGUGAGAAUGACUAAGUGCCAUGAGUCUCAACGUGUGGUACUUGACUGCUUGUUUGGCCACAUGCUACCUUUUCUGUAUCUCUACACAGUGAUCUCACAGUAAAUUGCCCAGUCCUGUAUUUUGACAAUUAAGGAUUUUUUUGGGGAGAAAUUCCAGAUAAUUUAAAGAGCUAUUAAGGAAAUAUCAUACUCAUGACACCCACAGCCUUUUUUUUUUUUUUUUGUAUAAAACAUCCCUUUUUCAUGCAGUAGCCCAGAGAAACUUGUAUUGACUUUUUUUUUUCCCCAUCCCUCCCCCCCCCUUCCUCUCUAGACAUCAAUGAAGCAUCCAAACUUUAAAUAGUCCUGAUUUAAAAAUUUGCCUAUUUUAUGCUGUCUUUACAAAAGGGAUGUUGCCUGGUAUGGAGCUGUUUUAUAAUGAGAACUUUAAAUGGAGUGAACCCCUCAUUCUAGCUACUGAACCCUUUGUAAUUCUAGUUUUUCUGUUCACUUUUCCCCUGCUCACACCUGUGUCUUUGUUAUGAAGUGAACUAUGAAAGUACAGAUGUCCCUUUAAGAACUAAAAUAAAGCUGUGUCAGAUAUCAUUCAGCCCUUAAUCUUUUUCUGAAAUAGACCCAACAAUUCUUAAGUGUCAAAGUUCAUAAUUAAACUUCCUUGUCACUCCCCCCCUCACCCCCCGAAGAGUAUUUAUUAAUUCAGCUUGACAAACCUGUA
Scleropages formosus (Asian bonytongue) is the source of this 5991-nucleotide messenger RNA. RefSeq names its product TSC complex subunit 1a (gene tsc1a). The transcript is spliced from 22 exons. Gene Ontology annotation, cellular component: TSC1-TSC2 complex. The coding region runs from base 385 to 4041 and encodes 1218 amino acids. Gene Ontology annotation, biological process: negative regulation of TOR signaling; regulation of cell cycle; negative regulation of cell population proliferation. Lineage: Eukaryota; Metazoa; Chordata; Actinopteri; Osteoglossiformes; Osteoglossidae. The record is from RefSeq and is a predicted model, not a curated record.